AUGGCCACGGGAGCGAAGGCGAUGCUGCUGUGCGCGCUGCGGCUGCUGGUGCCGGCGCUGCUCCUACUGCAGCUCUGCGUCGGCGCGAAGUUCCAUGGCGCGUCCCGUCUUGGCGGAGGCUGUGGGAAGGGUGGAGAAGCCGCCGUGAGAGGGGGCGACGGCGGGAGCAUGCCGGGCUCGUCCUGCCUUGGCGGAAGGGGCGGCGGCGGGAGUAUGCCGUGGUCGUCCUGCCUUGCCGGAGGGGCCGGCUGCGGGAGCAUGCCGGGGUCGUCCGGCCUUGGCAGAGGGGGCGGCGGCGGGAUUAUGCCGUGGUCUCGCCGACCCGGCUGCGGUUGGGUUUCCGAUGUCGUCUCCACCGUCGCUGCCGGAACGCUCUUUUGGUGGGUUUGGCUCGCCUGA
Molecule: messenger RNA, 399 nt
Organism: Aegilops tauschii subsp. strangulata
Lineage: Eukaryota; Viridiplantae; Streptophyta; Magnoliopsida; Poales; Poaceae
Source: RefSeq, a predicted model, not a curated record